AGUGACUGGGUCAAUGGAUGGAAGUGGGGGGAUGUGAGGGGCCAGCUGGGGUGAUGGCUCAGGCAAUGGAUGGACAUGGGGGGCUAUGGGGGCAGCUGGGGUGAUGGAUGGAGGGGGGGGCUGUGGACGGAGUGGGGGGCAAUGGAUGGAAGUGAAGGGCUGUGGGGGAGGGCAGCUGCCCCCCAGCGCCAGGCCGCGCUGACCCCCAGCUCUGCUGCUCCCAACCAGAUGCACCUGGUGGAGGAGAAGCCCAGCGAGGACCUGACCCCCAAGAUCCGAUGCAGCGACAACUGCGAUCCCGACAAGCUGGGCUCUGACCAGAGCUGCCUGCGCCGGAUCCACGAGGCCCUGCGGCAUUACCGCGCCCUGCUGGGCUCCGACGUCUUUGACGAGCUGAGGGGCCCAGCUGACAGCCCCAUGGCCGCGCUGCAGAGGGCCCUGGUCCAGCUGACCAGCCUCGUCCAGAUCGGCAGCUUCGCCGAGGGGUCAGGAACCCCACCGCCGCACAGCCAGCCCUGGGAACGGCCCCUGAUCCAGCACCGGAUCCUCCGCCAGCUCUGCUCCUUCUCGGCCGUGAUGGCGCGGGUCUUUGCCCACAGCGCGGCCACCCACUAAGCUGAGGGGGAGCAUUUAUCCAGGAGCGACGGAGCCGACUGCACCCCAGCCCCAGUGGACCCCCGGCUCCCGUCCGGUGCAGCGAGCCCAGCCCCACUUCUGGACUCUUAUGGUUGUUGUAACCCCCCCCCCGUAUUUAUUGCCCGGCCAGCGGGUUAUUUAUGAGCAGCCGCUGUGUAUUU
Caretta caretta (loggerhead turtle) is the source of this 797-nucleotide messenger RNA. RefSeq names its product interleukin 23 subunit alpha (gene IL23A). Gene Ontology annotation, biological process: immune response; positive regulation of T cell proliferation; positive regulation of T-helper 17 cell lineage commitment. The record is from RefSeq and is a predicted model, not a curated record. Gene Ontology annotation, cellular component: interleukin-23 complex; extracellular region. Lineage: Eukaryota; Metazoa; Chordata; Testudines; Cheloniidae. Gene Ontology annotation, molecular function: cytokine activity.